AUGGUUGCCUCAGUUUCCCUAUUUGCCUCUCUUGCACCAUACCUAGUCUCAGCAUUACUUCUAUUCCUUCUGCUCGAGCAACUCUCUUACCAUGUCAAAAAACGAAACCUCCCUGGCCCCCUCUUCGUCACCCCAAUCAUUGGAAACGUCAUUGCACUCCUCCGUGACCCAACUUCCUUCUGGAACAAGCAAUCUGCGAUGCGAGAAGUCGCAAGUUUUUGGUCGCCUGAGUCCAACGAGUUAAUCACAGCCGAUCAGCUCGUGGAGAUGAAGUUCACGCGGACUGUGGCGCGUGAGGUCCUUAGAUACCGACCACCAGCAAGUAUGGUUCCACAUGUUGCUGUUAGUGACUUCCCUCUCACGGAAUCGUACACAAUCCCUAAAGGUACAGUUGUGUUUCCUUCCCUUUUCGAUGCCUCGUUUCAAGGGUUUACUGAGCCAGACCGAUUUGAUCCUGACCGGUUUAACGAGACAAGGCAAGAGGAUCAGGUGUUCAAACGCAAUUUCUUGACUUUUGGAAUUGGCUCGCACCAGUGCGUAGGCCAGCGUUACGCGCUGAACCACCUCGUGCUCUUCAUUGCCAUGUUCACGUCGGUGUUUGAUUUCAAGAGGGUCCAAUCGGAUGGCUGCGAUGAUAUUGUGCAUAUCCCAACGAUGUCGCCCAAAGACGGGGGCAUGGUUUUCUUGUCUAGUCGCGACGGUGCCUCUCCUUGAAUUAAUCGUCAGUGUAUAUUCUAUCGCUUUUCAUGAUGUGGCCUAAGUGUUAUUCAAUUUGAGAGGAGACGCCACGUCAUUGUGUUGCCAUGUCUUCACCAUCAAUGUAUGUUGUUCUUUGUCCCAAUGAUGUUAUGUAGUAACUUAUUCGCCCGAAUAUA
This is a messenger RNA of Camelina sativa (false flax), 875 nucleotides long. Lineage: Eukaryota; Viridiplantae; Streptophyta; Magnoliopsida; Brassicales; Brassicaceae. The record is from RefSeq and is a predicted model, not a curated record.